Cladophialophora immunda is the source of this 2194-nucleotide messenger RNA. RefSeq lists its product as uncharacterized. The transcript has 3 exons. The record is from RefSeq and is a predicted model, not a curated record. NCBI's taxonomy places the organism in Eukaryota, Fungi, Ascomycota, Eurotiomycetes, Chaetothyriales, Herpotrichiellaceae. The coding region runs from base 407 to 1978 and encodes 523 amino acids.
CUCUGCUGCUGUUUUGUUUCGUCGGACUCGUGUCCCGCAACAUCUGACUGGAUCUGCGUUGGCAGUAAAAGGCACAUUAAGCACCCCUAAAAGUACCUAGACAUCCACUUAGAUGGCUUCCUGUAAGGUAAAAUCUUUGGUGCCUCGCUGCUUGUGACCUGGGCCUUGACCUGCCUGUGGCGCCACUUCUGCCUCAUCUCCCACCUGCCCUUCCAUCACUGCCCAUCAACCAGUCAAACUGUGAACAAACUCUGACGUCAAGGCUGGCACAAACAUUCAAUCUGUCAACUUUGCCUGGACUUCUUCUCUUCGACCUUUUAAGUCCUCUGUUUCAGACAAUAUCACCUCUCUAACUCUCCUCAUCUCCAUCACCUACCCGAAGACACCCCGAAAUCAAACUGCGACCAUGAGGUUCUCCCUCACCAAGUUCCUCGUCGUCGCUCUGGCUUCGACCGAGGUCGUUGUUGCCAGUACUUGGUUCAGCAAAGCUGCUUACAACAAGUGGCAUGAGACCGAGCUCGAGCGCUGGCUCUCCGAUCACGAUGUUCCCUACCCUACUCCUGCGGAUAGAAAAGACCUCGAGAACCUCGUCAAAGAGAAUUGGCAGGCCAAGGUGGUCGACCCUGUCGCCACAGCUGGGGACAAGACAAGUGAUAGCUACCACAGCGUCAAGGACUGGAUCUUUGACAGUUGGACCGAGUCGUCUUUGAAAAGCUUCCUUGAUCACCACAACAUCCCUGCUCCCCAACCACGUACCAGAGAUACCCUCUUGACUACUGUCCGCCAGCACUACGAUGGCGUUGCAAAACAGCUGGGAGAGUACGCCUCCUAUCCGGGUGACUGGCUCUACUCGACUUGGUCCGAAUCCGAGCUCAAGGAGUUCCUCGAUGAGCGCGGUAUCCCUGUUCCACAGCCCACCACUCGAGACAAGCUUAUCGCCCAUGUUCGCCGCAAUGCUCGAUUGGCCUCCCUCAACAUGUCAUCCGCUGCGUCUGCUGCGAGUGCGUCUUAUUCCAGUGCCAGCUCUGUAGCGAGCAAAUCCGCCUCCAGUGCACAGGCCAGCCUUAGCGAUGCUCUGUUCGACGCUUGGUCUGACAGUCAGUUGAAGGAAUUCCUUGACAGCCACGGUGUUCCUGUUCCACAGGGUAGCCGCAAGAACGAACUCAUUGCAUUGGCUCGCAAACAACGUUCGAAGCUUGAGGCGAGCGGCUCCUCGCUUUCCAGCACGGCCGCGUCUGGAUUCGGUGCUGCGACUUCUUCGGCGGGCAAUGAGUUUGCAAAGGCAACUGAUGAUGCUUCUCUUAUGGCCGAAGAUGCGUUCAACAAGGCUGUGGAUACUUGGUCUGAUUCUCGCCUCAAAGCUUACCUAGACUCCCGUGGGGUUCCAGUUCCUCAAGGUAGCAAGCGGGACGAGCUUUUGAAGCAAGUUCGAUUGAACAAACACAAGGCUGCUACUGGCUGGUCGGCGUGGACAUUUGACACUUGGACUCUUGAGAAUCUACAGAAGUACCUGGAGGCCCACGGCAAGAAAUACAAGAAGAACGCCAAGGCAAGCCGCGAGGACCUCAUCAGACAGGCUCAAGAUUCCUACGCCUCUGCUUCCAAGAGCGGCGGGACAAACUACGCAUCGGUCACCAGCUACCUGGCGAAGCAGACCGACUCCGCCAAGGACACAGCCUUUGAUACUUGGUCUGACAGCGAGUUGAAAUCGUAUCUCGACAGCUAUGGCGUCCCCAACUACCAGGGCUCGACCACCAAUGAGCUCCGCGCCCAAGCCAAGAAGCAAUACAACUAUUUCAAGUACGGCACAUCGACGCCCUCAGGAACCAUUUUUGAACGAAUUAAGAGCGGACUGCAAUGGGUUCUUGGACAAGCCCAAGGUACUGCUGCCACGGCAUCUGCAUCUGCAUCCAAGUCCGCCAGUUCAGUAGCCAGCGCUGCUUCCAAGAGUGCCACAAGCGCUAAACAUGAAUUGUAGGCGUGGAUGGAAGGAAUGACGAAUACCCUUAGAUGGAGAUGGCUCUCAUCCAGUGGCGACACAAGGACCCGGAGGAGUUGGUUCGGUGAGGGAUCAUUCAAUGGAGGACCAAGGCAUGAGUUUGGCUGGUGAACAGGCUUACGAGACUGUACCUUUAGAGCUUCUUAGCUACGAUAACAGAUACCAUGAACGUGAAAAAAACAUGCUUGUACCGGA